Acanthochromis polyacanthus (spiny chromis) is the source of this 4465-nucleotide messenger RNA. RefSeq names its product myotubularin related protein 9 (gene mtmr9). The record is from RefSeq and is a predicted model, not a curated record. Gene Ontology annotation, biological process: negative regulation of autophagy. The coding region runs from base 126 to 1775 and encodes 549 amino acids. NCBI's taxonomy places the organism in Eukaryota, Metazoa, Chordata, Actinopteri, Pomacentridae. The transcript has 11 exons.
GUCCACUAUGACCUCCUGCAGUCCACCAUGACCUCCUGCAGUCCACCAUGACCUCCUGUAGUCCAGCAGGACUUCUGUAGUCUUGCUGGAUCAGAUUCUGGAUCUCCUCUCAUCAUGGUCCGCUGAUGGAGUUUGCGGAGCUCAUAAAGACGCCCCGGGUGGACGGGGUGGUUCUGCACCGGCCCUUCCUGCCCACCGUGGAGGGAACCCUGUGUCUGACGGGUCACCAUCUGAUCCUGUCGUCCCGGCAGGACAACACCGAGGAGCUGUGGCUGCUGCACUCCAACAUCGACUCCAUAGAGAAGAGAUUCGUCGGCUCUUUGGGAAGCAUCAUCAUGAAAUGUAAAGACCUGAGGGUGAUCCAGCUGGACAUCCCUGGAAUGGAGGAGUGUCUGAACAUCUGCAGCUCCAUAGAGGCUCUGUCCACGCUGGACUCGGUCUCUCUGAUGUACCCGUUCUUCUACCGGCCGAUGUUCGAGGUCAUCGAGGACGGAUGGAACUCGUUUCUUCCUCAAGAUGCUUUCAAGGACCUGGAGUCGAUGACCGAUGAGUGGAGGCUGAGUGACGUCAACAAGGACUUCAGCGUCUGUCCAUCCUAUCCUCCUCUGGUCGCCGUUCCUAAAGACGUGGACGACGACACGCUGAGGAAAGUCUCCACCUUCCGUCACGGAGGCCGCUUCCCGGUGCUGAGCUACUACCACAAGAAGAAUGGGAUGGUGAUGAUGCGAGCAGGACAGCCACUGACGGGAACCAACGGACGGCGGUGCAAAGAGGACGAGAAGCUGAUCAAUGCCACUCUACGACCGGGGAAACGAGGAUACAUCAUCGACACUCGGACCGUCAAUGUGGCUCAGCAGGCCAAAGCCCGAGGAGGAGGCUUUGAGUCGGAGGCCAACUACCCCCAGUGGAGGAGGAUCCAUAAGGCUUUAGAGAGGUCCAGCGUCCUCCAGGACAGUCUCAUCAAGCUGGUGGAGGCCUGUAACGACCAGAACCACAGCAUGGACCGCUGGCUCAGUAAGCUGGAGGCCUCCAGCUGGCAGACCCACGUCAAGGAGAUCCUCACCUCUGCCUGUCUGGCUGCUCAGUGCAUCGACAGGGAGGGAGCGUCGGUUCUGGUCCACGGUACCGAGGGGACCGACUCCACCCUGCAGGUCACCUCUCUGGCCCAGAUCAUCCUGGACCCGACCUGCAGGACCAUCAGAGGCUUCCAGGGCCUGGUGGAGAGGGAGUGGCUGCAGGCCGGUCAUCCCUUCCAGCAGAGAUGUUCUCAGUCUGCGUUCUCCAACUCCAAACCUCGUGUGGAGGCUCCGGUGUUCCUGCUGUUCCUGGACUGUGUCUGGCAGAUCCUCCGACAGUUUCCGUGUUCCUUUGAGUUCUGCGAGAGCUUCCUGGUUCUGCUGUUCGAACACGCCUACGCCUCCCAGUUCGGUACCUUUCUGGGGAACAGUGCAGCCGACAGGUCCAAACUGUCCCUCCCUGAGAAGACGGUGUCCCUGUGGUCGUGGGUGAAUCGUCCUCAGGAGCUGGAGCGUCUCACCAACCCUCUGUAUGAAGCCAACAGUCUGGUCAUCUGGCCCUCGGUGGCUCCUCAGAGUCUGCUGCUGUGGGAAGGAGUGUUCCUCCGCUGGAACCGUUCCUCCAAAUGUCUGGAUGAGGCCUACGAGGAGAUGGUCCACAUCAUCGAGUACAACAAGGAGCUCCAGAACAAAGUGAACAGUCUGAGGAGGCAGCUGGCCGAGCUGGAGACUGAAGAUCCUCUGCUGCAGGAGUCCUAGCACACAGGUUCCACUGGUUCCACUCAUUAGAACAUCUAAACGUCUAGUCUGUCUGCUCAUCAAGUCACCUGCUUUACAGAAUGUCACUGUUAGAGAUGUUUACUGGAGGAGCCAAUCAGCUGUUUGGUUCUAGAACGUGGGUCAGAGUUUCCUUCUUCCGUUCACUGAAACCAGAAAGUAUUCCCUGUAGGAGCUGAAAUCACAGAAUUUAGGACAGAUUUUAUUAAAAUGACUCAAAGCGACCGAUCACUACUGAAAAUAGUUGGAUAUUAAAUCAAUAAUCAAUCAAUGAGUGCAGAGCUGACAGUCUGAGGGAACAUCUGAAGCUCAUCAAUCAUCUGUAGUUCCAAAGGAACCAGAACCAUUUGUGGACACGCUGAGCUUCAGACGUUCCAUCGUUCCGUGGCGAGUCGAUGUUCUGCUGGACGUAUGGAAACGCUGUUGCCAUGACAACACCCAGGCAGCUGUAAGGCAGCAUGUGAGUGGCUGAGGUGAUGGCAUGAGUAGGAAGGUCAGAGACUAUAUAUAUUUACAUACGUGAUGCUCAGCACACGCAGGUCUGAACACGUGAGCAGAUUAUGUCAGAUCGAUGUUUAACAUUCCAGUUCUAUUAACGGAACCUCUUAGAACCGAAACAUCAGUAUUUAUUGAUUAAAUUAUUCUAGAGAGGGAGAUGCGGUCCAGUUGCUGUUUCCAUGACGACAUCCUGAUCGUCACGUUACAGUUAGAACAUGUAAAAUGUCAGAUUCACCAUGAGAACUGAAGCACUUUGUGUGGAACGUUUCUUUAUGUGUAAAUAGAAGAAAAACACUUUUCAGUCCAAGUUUUGUACUUUCAGGUGGAUUUAUUUGUCAGCAUUCUGCAGCUGUCAGACGAUAAACGUGUUUAAAUCUAUUCAGUGUAGGGCUGGCCCAAACACUGGUUUCUGGCCUCCGAGUAUUCGGGCCCUGUUAAAGACGAAUAUCCGAAUAUUCGUUCUGCCCCGUAACGUCCGACGGGGGAGGGGGGGCUUGUGACACAGACGGCCCGAAAAUUCGGAUCCUUUUUCCAUUUUUAGAAAGUUCUGGCCCACAUUUCCUGAUGACAGAUUGAACCCAGUGUGAACCGACCUUCGUUGCCUUCGUUCUGUCUUCAGCAUCUUGUCUUGUGUUUAUGCAACGAAGUGAAGCAACGAAGUGAAGCGUGACGUCAGAGUCGGCAGCCACCCGGACAUUCAGGUGGUAAGAAACAGGAAUGGAGGAGCAGAGAUGAGCCGAAGAACACGACAGGAUGAGCCGAAAUGGACCGAAUGGGAAGGGAAGAGACGAGCUCUGAAUAUUUUCGUCUGGGGGGAGGAGGGGGUGAUCACAUAGACAUAUGUGUAUAUGUUUAUGUGAUCACAGGACGGGAUGAGCCGAUGUGGGCAGAAGGAGGGAAGACAGUAACGCUGCACAUUCUUUCCUCCCGGUGACGUCCGACGGGGGGUGGGGGGGCGAAUAUUCAGAUACCAAAUUAAUAUCCGGAUAUUCGGGUCCAGCCCUAAUUCAGUGUUCACAAGCGAGACUGAAAGGACACAAAGCGACAAAAACACGAGACAAACGACAAAAACAAAGCAAAAUAUUACAAAACUUUCUGAUCCAAACAACUUGUCAUGGUCUAGAAAUGAUUUUAAAUUUAUAGUUUUACUAAUUUACAAUCUGCAGUUAAUGUCUUCUCUGUAAUUUCUACACUCUGAGGGCCGGACUGGACCCUCUGGAGGACCACUUUUGGACCACGGGCCUCAUGUUGGACCCUCUGGUCUAAAUGUUCUGUUUGUUCCAGCAGAACCCUGGGUCGGUUACGUUGGCUUCUUGAGCAGUGAUUUUCUCGUCAUGUGGUCGGACGUUUCAAACCUCUGGCUGCUCCGUCGUCACCGUGGAGACGCUAAAACUCGACCGUUUGGACCUUCAGCAGCUCCACGGAACAGAAACACUGUCAGCCUGCUGCAGCUUUGUUCUGUCUGUAAGACGUUUAGCGGUACGAUCACAACCUUCACUAGAACUCCUCACACCCCUGUAGGCUCCUGCAGCUCUGUGACUCCCUGAAGUCCUGCUGUAAGAACAUCUGUAGAAUAGAAAAACAUAAAAGCGCUCCACCAGGUCUCACAAUGUCACAAAUAAAUGUGUAACAAUAAUAAUAAUACAUUUUAUUUAAGGCGCCUUUCAAGGAUGCUUUACAAAGGAAUUAAAAGCAACAAUAAUUAAAAACUACACAAUAAAAGUAAUGUUCAUAACAACUUGUCCAAAGUGAGCCUCAGUUUGUCCCUGAGAUGACUCAGACUUUAAAUGUGUCAUUUAGAGCUCAGCAGGUCUUUGUGUUGAUGCUGAAGGAACCUCUGAGCUGCUUCUAGCUCAGAAUAAACCCGUUUCACUUUGUCUGCCAGUAAAGUUCACUUCUCUGCUCGUUUCAGCUUCAUUCUUUAUUAAAGACACUAAAGCUUCUCUCCUGCAUUAACAACAACUUUAUAUUUCCUGUGAACACUGAAUGUCUUUACCUGUAAUUAAACACAUUUAUUCUGCUUAAGUGGUUGUUGCCAUGGCAGCUGUUGUACCAAUCAGCUUUGUGCGAUGCCUCACUGUCCAAUCAGAGCGCAGAAUGAACACCUGAUCAGCUUGUUCAAUGUGUCGCCUUUAAAAUGUUCUAAGACAUUAAAAUAACGCACCAACGUGGAA